UGUUGCCUGGUGUCUAUUUAUUAUCCCGCCUACACUCGCACGCAAUUCCCCAUCUUUAUUCAUCUCUCUCUCUCCAGAAUUCAGCCAGAAUUCCAGCCAAAUGCGGCCACAACAACCGCCAGUGAAGGCUGAAAACGGAUACCCAGAACUUUCAUCCACAUCCACACCAACAUGUAAUCCUCAGACUUGUCGAUGGAGGCCUUACUCCAACUCAAACAAUGAUUUUGAAGCCAAUACAAUCCUGGUCCUCAUCAUCCUCUUUUGUGCACUCGCAUGCGCUCUUGCUCUCAAUGCCGCCAUCCGCUGCUUCUUGCGCUGCAGUUCCCAGCAACGUCCCCCUGAGUCCUCAUCUGACCCGCUUUCAGCUCAACAAAGAAAGCCGACGACUGAGGCAACGGAUACCUCAUUGGUGGUUUCUCCAACGCUUGUGUAUUUAGCUGGGAUGAAGCUUGCAGGAGCAACGGCGGAGUGUGUGAUUUGCCUGGCUGAGUUUGUUGAGGGCGAUUUGAUUCAAGUUCUGGAAAGAUGUAAACAUGGCUUCCAUGUGCAGUGUAUCCAACAGUGGCUGUCGUCGCACCAUUCAUGUCCCACAUGCCGGUGCACUUGUAGCUCUUCUUCUCCACCAUUGCAACAGCUUAUUCACCAGAAUUCUCAAUUAGCUGCGGCCCAGACCAGGGCUUCGACUAUAUAAUGUAUGUAAUUGAAGCUUAUGAUUUUACUUCUUAGAGGCUUCAGUAGUCAAAAUCUUCUUCAUGCAAACCAGGGAAACGCAUUGAAUGCUAAUUUUACUACUAUUAGGAGAUCUGGAAACAUGAUUGCUGCUGAAAAUCUUAAUUUCAAACUUAAA
Molecule: messenger RNA, 847 nt
Organism: Mangifera indica (mango)
Lineage: Eukaryota; Viridiplantae; Streptophyta; Magnoliopsida; Sapindales; Anacardiaceae
Product: RING-H2 finger protein ATL79-like
Exons: 1
Coding region: 101-691 (196 amino acids)
Biological process (GO): protein ubiquitination
Molecular function (GO): transferase activity
Source: RefSeq, a predicted model, not a curated record